AUGGCUCGCCGUUCUCCCCUGUCCCUUCUCGUCGCCCUGGCACUGGCCGCCGUGGCCGUGCGAUUCGUGGGCCCUGCCUUCGCCCCGGGGCUCAACAGACGCGACGUGCUGGCCAGCCUGUCCGCGGCAACGGUGGCCACGGUGGGUACGCAGGCAGCUUGGGCGGACGCUCAAGGCGAGCCCGUCACGUGCCUCGCUCGAUACGGCCCCCAAGUCUUGGGUUUGAAGGCGGCCGUCGACAAGGGCGACAUGGAGACCGUGCUGAAGAAGGAGCCAAAGUUCAGGGCACUCAACAGCUACUGGCGCAACCAGCCCGGAUUCUUCGAGAAGAAGGCUGAGCUUUCUGAAAAGAUCAUGGAGGCCGCCGAUGCUGGCAAGAAGGACGAGGUGAAGAAGCUGUAUGCCGAAUAUGUCUCGGAUCCUGUGUUCGAAGCCUUCAAGGUGCCAGUGAAGCGCGCCAAGGAUACCGUCACCAUCUACUCCUACGGUGCCGGCAAGUCGACCUACGAGAAGUGA
This is a messenger RNA of Symbiodinium sp. CCMP2456, 516 nucleotides long. Lineage: Eukaryota; Dinophyceae; Suessiales; Symbiodiniaceae. The record is from the annotation of a GenBank genome assembly.